This is a messenger RNA of Cornus florida, 525 nucleotides long. Its product is annotated as LOB domain-containing protein 12-like. The record is from RefSeq and is a predicted model, not a curated record. Bases 1 to 525 code for a protein of 174 amino acids. The transcript is spliced from 3 exons. NCBI's taxonomy places the organism in Eukaryota, Viridiplantae, Streptophyta, Magnoliopsida, Cornales, Cornaceae.
AUGAAGGAUUCCUCGAAAAGUGAAAUGGGAGGAAGCUCACCCUGUGCUUCUUGCAAGCUUUUGAGACGCCGCUGCACCAGAGACUGCAUCUUUGCCCCAUACUUCCCUUCCGAUGACCCUUACAAGUUUGCCAUUGUUCACAAGGUGUUCGGUGCUAGCAACAUCAGUAAAAUGUUGCAGGAGCUUCCGGUUCAUCAGAGAGGAGAUGCAGUGAGCAGUUUAGCUUAUGAAGCAAAUGCAAGAGCGCGAGACCCGGUGUAUGGAUGCGUUGGGGCGAUUUCGUACCUACAGAAUCAAGUGUCUCAGCUGCAAAUGCAGCUUGCGGUUGCUCAAACGGAGCUACUUUGCAUGCAGAUGCAGCAAGAGCCUACCGUGCCGGUGCAGAUGGAGCUGGCAGCUGAUGAUGAGAAAUCACUUGUUCUUUCGAGUCAUAACUUCAGUAAUCUUCAACAGUAUCUCAACUUCGCUAAUUCUUCUGGCAAUGUAAUCCAAGAUCCUCCAAAGAGGGAGUCUCUUUGGACAUAA